CAAAUUUUUUUUUACUUUUUUCAUAGACAUGCCAUUGUUCUCUCUGAUCCAUCCCACACAUCCUUUCAGUCCAAUCGCUGAAUUUUUUUUUUUAUUUUUAAAAAAUAAACCCAUUAUUUCUUCUUCUUUUUUUAUUUUUUUUAUUUCACAGCUUUUUUGUUUUUUGUUUUUUUAGAAAACAAACUUUUUCGUUACUGGGUCUGCUUGCAUCUGUAUCUGUGUCCAAGUUUUUGGCAUUAUGCUCUGGCCCUUGCGUGUUUGGUUCCUUGUGUGCGAGUGAUUUUCACUCAUCUUUUUCACCAUUUUGUGUGUUUGUGUGUGUGUGUCUCUCUCUGAAAGAAAAAGAAGAUAAUGUGAAGUUGGGGGGAAUCACAGGGAAAAGAGAGAGGGACGAACAGAGCUGGGUUGGAAACCAACAACAUACCCACAUGGAAUUUUGUGGGGAUCGCCCAAAACAUAUAGAAAUAACACACGCAUUCUCAGAUCUCUAGGAUCUCAGAAUUUCAGGCUUGGUUUGUUUUGCUUGUUUCUUGAGAAAAUUCUCUUCUCUUUGGCUCUUUGUCUCAGCUCAUAUGGUUCCCAUUAACUCAGUUCUAAUUCAAUUAUCUGUUUCAUAGCUGAAUAUCUUGUGGGAUACUGGUUUUAGCAUCCGGGUCUCUUUGUAUGGUGAAGUUUAUUGAGAAAGUGCAAAACUUUAUCUGUUUGAAGUAGGAAAAAAAAAAAAAAAAAAGAGGAAAAACGAAGCUUUUGCUGUUAUGGUAAUGGUGGGGCUGCUUUAUGGGAUUCUGAUUCGGACACAGCCUUUUUGUUCGGAUAAGUCAAUAUGGAGGUAAUUUGUUUCGAGAAUGGCCAGUUGUGCUUGUUGGGUAUGGUGGUUUUGAUCAGUGGGUACUGCUGGUAGUAGCAAAGAUAGUAAGGUGAAAAAAAUUACUGAGCAGAGAGAAAGACUAUGGAAACAAAUGGUUUCGUAUUGUGGAAAGUGGGUAUACUGGUUUUGGCAUUAGUUGAAGCCUCUUCUGCAACUCUUUCUCCAAAUGGCAUAAAUUAUGAAGUGGUAGCUUUGAUGGCCAUUAAAAACAGUCUUAUUGACCCCCAUAAUGUUCUGGAGAAUUGGGAUGGUAGUUCUGUGGAUCCUUGCAGCUGGAGGAUGGUGACGUGCUCAUCAGAUGGCUAUGUAUCUGCUUUGGGAUUGCCUAGCCAGAGCUUGGCCGGUACUUUAUCUCCAGGGAUUGGAAACCUCACUAACUUGGAAUAUCUGUUGCUUCAAAAUAAUGACAUUUCGGGCCCAAUUCCUGCUGCAAUUGGAAAACUAGAGAAGCUACAGACACUUGAUCUCUCGAACAACAUACUCAGCGGUGAAAUACCUGAUUCUUUUGGAGACCUGAAGAACCUGAAUUAUUUGCGAUUAAACAACAAUAGCCUUUCAGGACCCUGCCCUCAGUCUCUGUCCACGGUUGAAGGUCUUACACUUGUGGACCUGUCAUUUAACAAUUUGAGUGGUUCCUUGCCAAAAAUAUCUGCAAGAACUUUCAAAAUUGUAGGCAACCCUUUAAUUUGUGGCCCGAAGGCUGGGAACAACUGUUCUGCUGUCCUUCCAGAGCCACUGUCCUUCCCACCUGAUGCGCUAAAAGCUCAAUCAGACUCAGGGACAAAACGCCAUAGAGUGGCUAUUGUAGUUGGUGCUAGUCUUGGUGCUGCUUUUAUCGUCAUAUUAUUUAUUUCAUUAUUAGUCUGGUGGCGAUAUAGACACAACCAGCAGAUUUUCUUUGAUGUCAAUGAUCAAUAUGAUCCAGAGGUAUGCUUAGGCCAUUUGAGAAGGUAUACAUUUAAGGAGCUACGGGCUGCAACUGACCAUUUUAACUCAAAGAAUAUUCUUGGGAGAGGUGGCUUUGGAAUUGUGUACAGGGGAUGCUUGAAUGAUGGGACUCUGGUGGCAGUUAAAAGGCUAAAGGACUAUAACACUGCCGGUGGUGAAAUCCAAUUUCAGACAGAAGUUGAGAUGAUAAGUUUGGCUGUUCAUAGGAAUCUUCUAAGGCUUUGUGGAUUUUGCUCAACUGAGAAUGAGCGGCUCCUUGUUUACCCCUAUAUGCCUAAUGGAAGUGUUGGCUCUCGUUUAAGAGAUCACAUUCAUGGUCGGCCAGCUCUAGACUGGGCAAGACGCAAGAGGAUAGCUUUAGGUACAGCAAGGGGGCUAGUUUAUUUGCAUGAGCAGUGCGACCCCAAAAUUAUCCACCGUGAUGUCAAGGCAGCCAAUAUUUUGCUGGAUGAAGACUUUGAGGCAGUGGUUGGAGAUUUUGGGUUGGCAAAACUUUUAGAUCAUAGAGAUUCACAUGUGACCACAGCUGUUCGUGGCACUGUUGGCCACAUUGCUCCAGAAUACCUAUCCACAGGUCAGUCAUCUGAGAAGACUGAUGUGUUUGGAUUUGGGAUCUUACUCCUGGAGCUAAUCACUGGUCAGAAGGCUUUGGAUUUUGGACGGCAAGCAAACCAAAAAGGCGUAAUGCUUGAUUGGGUAAAGAAACUCCAUCAGGAAGGAAAGCUAAAUCUGAUGGUGGAUAAGGAUCUCAAGGGAAAAUAUGACCGGGUUGAGUUGGAAGAAAUGGUUCAGGUUGCCUUGUUAUGCACUCAAUUUAAUCCAUCUCACCGGCCAAAAAUGUCCGAAGUUCUUAAGAUGUUAGAAGGCGAUGGUCUAGCGGAGAAAUGGGAGGCAUCUCAGAAAGUUGAAACACCCAGAUUUCGUUCAUGUGAAAACCCUCCACAAAGAUAUUCGGAUUAUAUAGAGGAAUCUUCACUUGUGGUAGAAGCAAUGGAGCUCUCAGGCCCUAGGUGACAACCAUUUUUCCUUUUUCCUUAUAUACCUGCCUCUUACAUCAUUAAAAGUUGCAGAAAAAGUUUGAAAAAUGAGAAUUAUGUUAUUGGUGGUGUUGAUAGCUGUUGAAUGCUUUGUAAUUCAUCUGUAAAAAAGAAAAAUAUGAAAAAAGGGAAGAAAAAAAAAAUUAUGUAUAAGCUGCUUUUUUCUAUUUGGGUUAAUCAAUCAAUUGACUUGAUUGAGCUUCACGGUUAGAACAAAAAUUUUGGAGAGUUUUAGAAAUUUGUACGUGGUUAAUAUAUAUAUAUAUAUAUAUUAUAUUCACAUUGUUCUUA
Ziziphus jujuba (common jujube) is the source of this 3144-nucleotide messenger RNA. Its product is annotated as protein NSP-INTERACTING KINASE 3. The transcript is spliced from 11 exons. Gene Ontology annotation, biological process: protein phosphorylation. Bases 950 to 2830 code for a protein of 626 amino acids. Gene Ontology annotation, molecular function: protein kinase activity; protein binding; ATP binding. The record is from RefSeq and is a predicted model, not a curated record. Lineage: Eukaryota; Viridiplantae; Streptophyta; Magnoliopsida; Rosales; Rhamnaceae.